Molecule: messenger RNA, 2408 nt
Organism: Xyrichtys novacula (pearly razorfish)
Lineage: Eukaryota; Metazoa; Chordata; Actinopteri; Labriformes; Labridae
Source: the annotation of a GenBank genome assembly
AUGCGUAUCGAAAAGUGUUAUUUCUGCUCGGGACCAGUUUACCCUGGUCAUGGAGUUAUGUUUGUACGGAACGAUUGUAAGGUAUGACACCGUCCUAUAAGUGUUAUAGUCAUAUAGCAAUGACAGAAAACUGCGUUUGGCUGUAAAUGUUGGCCUGUUAGCAUGAUGCUAAUGUUAGCUGAAAACGCAGCGUGCUGUGUUCGCUCACGUGGGUUUUAGAAAACUGAAUAAUAGACGGGAUUAACUUCUGUGUCUUUACAAUGUUCAGAUAAAAAUGAAGAAUCUCAAACCUAUCCAUCUGUUGAAGACUAUGUUUGUACUGUCUUUAGAAAAAAACAUGUAGAUAAUAAUCCUGAUAUUUAACCCGAAGUUCCUCGGCCCUACUUUAUAGAGCUAUUGCGCCCCCUGAAGGUGCGCUGUAUAACGACAAUGUCUUAUGAUCCUUUUACUUUUCUUAUAUUUUUGAGGUUUUUUGGGGAUUAUUUCAAACAAAUUUAACUGGGAUUUGUGUCGUUGACGUCUUUAUAUCAUUAUCUGUCAAUGUAAACUAUCAACUGUCAUCUAUUACUUAUCUAUGCCUUUUCACCUGACUUGUUGUUUUAUCAUCCACUGAGUUCUGCCUGUUUCUGCCUUUGUUAGUUUUAUCUGUUAAAGCACUUUGUAAACAUAUGUUUUUAUAGCUGCUAUAUAAAUAAAGCUGUUUUUUAAUGUUAUUAUUACUCAGGGUUGAACAAGUCAAAGAUCAGAUCAGUUUGUGUUAUUAUUGUCGUAAAACCAAUCAAUCAGAUUUUAUCUAUAUUGCGUCAAUUCACAACAGUCGUCAUCCCAAGACGCUUUUCAAAGAACAAGAGCAGGUCUAGACCACGCUCAUUGUUUGAUGAAUUAUCAAGACCCAACCUAGGAUGGAAUUUGGCCCAUCUCAUCUAACAUGAGAAACAGUGGCAAGAAAAAACUUCCUUUUAACAGGCAGAAACCUUGGGAAGGACCAGACUCAUGUUAGACAGCCACCAUGCCGCUGCUGGGUUGGGGAGGAAUACUGAGAGAUAGGGAGGGAGAGAGAGAGAGGGAGAGGAGUAGGAGAGAGGGCAGGGGAGAGAAAGAGAACAAGAUAGAGAGAAGGAGAGAGGGAAUAGGUAAGGGGGAGGGAGGGAGAGAAAGUAGAGAACGAGGGUGAGAGAGAGAGAGACAGGGGACAGCAGCAACAUUAAAACAACAACAACAACAACAGCUCAUGUAAUGAUCAAACAAAAUGAAUUCAGUUUACAGGGUUAGGAUGUGUUCUGUGUUUUAUGAGCAAAUCUUGAAUGACAUACUAGCCAUUAUUGAUAAAUCUGUAUAAAACUGAUAGCUUGUAACCCUCACAAAAUUUGUGUCGAAACUUAACGGCCGUAUAAUGAAAAUGUUCCCAUAAAACCCUAAACUUUCUUAUUUGUGUUGAGGUUGUGUGCUGUUAGAAAAAGGAGACUAUGUGUGCUUUUCUACCUGUUAUUUAUGUACAAGUGUGUGUGUUAAUUUAUGUCAUCUCUUUUGCAAAUGUAGUCAUUCAGGUUCUGCAGAUCAAAAUGCCACAAAAACUUCAAGAAGAAGCGUAAUCCAAGAAAAACCAGAUGGACCAAAGCAUUUAGAAAGGCUUCAGGAAAGGAGCUGACAGUGGUGAGUUCAUCUCUAUGGGGUUAUGGCUCAGUGUCAUAACUUACUUUCAGUGUCAUCAUGUAAGUUAAUGUAUUUUCUUUCAGGACAAUGCUCUGGAGUUUGAAAAACGCAGAAAUAUCCCUGUUAAAUAUAACAGGCAGCUGUGGGACAAGACAGGUAUUUCUUCAUUGCUUUCUCUUACGUAUUGAAUGGGAAAAUGCUUUGUCAUUUCAUUUUGAACUGAAAACUCACGUGUGGUUGAAAAUUUCCACAGUGGAAGCAAUGAGGAAGGUGGAAGAAAUAAAACGGAAACGACAGGCCAAAUUUAUCAUGAACAGGUGAGAAUGUCAUCUGGUUGCCCAUCAAUGAUGGAUGAUAAACAUGUUUUAGAUCCUCACGGUAUUUUUUUGACCCACUCUUAUUGCUGUGGUUUGUUACUUCACUUUUAUAGAUUAAAGAAGGGCAAACAGUUAGAGAAGGAAGAGGCCAUCAGCGAAGUGAAGAAAAAUAUCCACCUUAUCAAAGCACCACAUGCUGGUAAGUCACCAAAUAACAAGAAACAUUUUUUUGAAGUAUUUCUGUAAAUUAAAUGUAAUAUGAUAUGUUAAUAAUAGAAAAAAAUCCAAUUUGGAGAACAGACUAAUGUGGCAUUUUCUCCGUGAUUUCAUUGUUGUCCAAUUUUUUUGUUUGUUUUUACAGGGAAGGCAAAACAGCUGGAAGACAAAAUGGUGCAAAAGUUACAAGAAGAUGUGGACAUGGGAGAUGACGACAUCUGA